Molecule: messenger RNA, 1797 nt
Organism: Aspergillus oryzae RIB40
Lineage: Eukaryota; Fungi; Ascomycota; Eurotiomycetes; Eurotiales; Aspergillaceae
Product: HET domain-containing protein
Exons: 3
Coding region: 1-1797 (598 amino acids)
Source: RefSeq, a predicted model, not a curated record
AUGCCAUUGGUUGGUCAAACAUCCGACGACGCGGUAACAUUAUCCCGAACGGAGCCCUCUCGGCCCUCUAUGAGCAGAAGGGAGACACGAGUAAGCAUGAGCUAUAAGGAAGGUUUCAUAGAACAGUGGCAGCAGAUUUCAGCCAGGUCGCCGCCACAUUCCGGCGAUAGUAGCCCGCUUGAUCCGCCACCAAUACAUGACUCUCCCUGGAGAGAACGGUCAACAGCCCAGAGUACUAGUGCAAGUCAGUCAUCGCCUGAACGUCGGAGCCCAGUUUCAGAGACAUAUUCUCGCUGCAGUAACGUGCCCUCUGGAGAAAUCGCAGAGGAUCAAAUAUCUGUUAUCGGCAGUUGGGAACUGGACCACCAGGAUGGUAGGAGUAUCGCACAGGUUACAGACUCACAUUACCAACAUAGAGCACCGAAGUCUCCAACAACGCCUCACAUAAUAUUUUGUCCCACCAUGAACGAAUUACCCGAAGUUGAUUUCGAGGGAAGAAAUAUCAAAGGCCGGACAACACUCCCUGCGCGUCUGCAGGUGCUUGACAUUGGGGUGCAAACUAUAUUCAUAGCACGUAAUUCUACUACCUUAAUCGAUUAUGAGCCGGCGUUUCUUGGAGAGGUGUUUGUCUCUGAGUUUCUCCGCCAUGUGCUUGGCAGCGCAUAUAAUCCAGAAGAACAUUGGACAAGUCCCCUGCGAAGUCGCCGUGGCUACGCCCCUUUCACGGCGCCUAAUAAUUCUCCUUUGUCAAGCUUUUACAUUGAUGCCAGAGCGGGACAAGCAAUGACCGACUUUUUGAUAACAAUGUUGGUUAAGCAGGCAGAAAAUUGGAAAUUCUUCCCCCCGGAUUAUCAUAUUGAUGUCCAGACCACGGUAGAUGAUAUAUCUGCAUCCUUUACCUGGAACAUGUUCAACUUCGACAUGGCACGGCCGCAGGCACGUAAAUGGCGGGUACAAGGCUCAUCCCAGCACCAAGACCGCAUCUACAUUCUCAUACGAGUCUCGAAUAUCUAUGAGGAUCCUAUGGUCCGCAUGUUCGUGGAUCCAUGGAAUAUGAUUGAAGAGGAAGAGCUCCUGAUAAAGACCCCAUCAAACCUAGUCGCGAAUAUCCACAGUGACGCACGUCCUGGGAUAGAGCUCAUUGACUUCCAAAACAAGAAGUCACCGCAGCCUGAUAGCUUCGUGUCCCAGAUAUCUUUGUAUACUGCGCUGGCAAUAUCAGGUCAGCGCUCCACGGUUAAAUCCAAUGUGUACGUCUGGAAGCCAUUGAAGGAACCCGCAAGACAGAUAAGGCUUCUUCAUCUUCUGCCAGGAACUGGUAUCGAAGACCUUAGAGGGGAUUUGAUGAUCGCAGCUAUAACAGACCGGGUGAAAUAUGACGCUAUUUCUUAUACCUGGGGAAGUGCGCUUCAGCCCUUCACGCUGCACACCACGGAAGGGAAUAUUCCCAUCACAACAUCAUUAUAUGUGGCAUUGAUGCGAAUGCGUAAGCAUAAAGAGGCAAUUUGGCUCUGGGUAGACGCGGUCUGCAUCAACCAGAAGGAUGAUAUUGAGAAGGCAGCCCAGAUAUCCAUGAUGCCAGAUAUUUUUAGGUCGGCCACACGUGUCUACGCGUGGAUCGGUGAAGAGGAAGAUGGGAGUUCUGAAGUUAUACAGACCAUAAAGCAGAUUGCAAAGCAGAGGCUGGAGCCCACUAUGCCGUCUGCGAACAGAUACCAAGAUAUCCCGCCCCUCGGAAGGACAUUCUGGAAUAACCUAGGCAGGUUGCUUGAACGCAAAUGGUUCCGGCGGAUUUAG